Helianthus annuus (common sunflower) is the source of this 2828-nucleotide messenger RNA. RefSeq names its product microtubule-associated protein TORTIFOLIA1. Gene Ontology annotation, cellular component: cortical microtubule, transverse to long axis. Gene Ontology annotation, biological process: circumnutation; multicellular organism development; unidimensional cell growth. The transcript has 6 exons. Gene Ontology annotation, molecular function: microtubule binding. Lineage: Eukaryota; Viridiplantae; Streptophyta; Magnoliopsida; Asterales; Asteraceae. The record is from RefSeq and is a predicted model, not a curated record. Bases 106 to 2619 code for a protein of 837 amino acids.
CUAUGUUGUUCAAUUCCAAUUCCAAGAUCUUCUUCACCCAAUUUCUUCUCAACCGUUAACCCUCUCAAAAUCUUGAAUCUCAUUUCCAAACUCAUCACACCAACAAUGGCGACCAAAUCUUUGAAAUCCAAGAAACCCCCCUCAACCCCUUCACCCCCAAAACAACCCACAUCUUCAUCUUCAUCCUCAAGAUCCUCUCUUUCAUCCCAUCUCGCCAUGAUCGAACUCAAGCACAGAAUCUUGACUUCACUCUCCAAACUCUCCGACAGAGACACCCACCAGAUCGCCGUUGAAGACCUCGAAAAGAUCAUCCAAACCCUAACCCCAGAUGGCACAACAAUGCUGUUAAACUCCCUCUACGAAGCCACCGGUGAUUCGAACAAACCGGCGGUCAAGAAAGAGUCAAUUCGGUUGCUUUACUUGUUCUGUGCUACCCACACUGAUUCUGCAGCUACCCAUUUGACAAAAAUCAUUGCCCAUGUUGUUAAAAGGUUGAAAGAUUCAGAUUCAGGGGUGAAAGAUGCGUGUAGAGAUGCCAUUGGUGAGCUUUCUGGGUUGUAUUUGAAAGGGGAUGUUGGGGAGAAUGUUGGGUCUGUUGUUUCUUUGUUUGUGAAGCCGUUGUUUGAAGCUUUGAAUGAUCAGAAUAAAGGGGUGCAAUCUGGGGCUGCAAUGUGUUUGGCUAAGAUGGUUGAGAUGGCUUCCGACCCACCGAUUUCGGCGUUUCAGAAGCUCUGUGUUAGGAUCUGCAAGUAUCUUAAUAACCCUAAUUUUUUGGCGAAGGCUGCUCUUUUGCAAGUGGUUUCUAGUCUUUCUCAGGUUGGUGCUAUUUCUCCACAAGGCUUAGAGCCGCUGCUUCAAAGUAUUCACGAUUGUUUGACAAAUUCCGAUUGGGCGGCUCGAAAGGCAGCUGCUGAUGCAUUAAUUGCCUUAGCAUUGCAUUCAACCAACUUGAUCACGGGUAAAACGGGUCCCACAAUAACCGCCCUUGAGGAGUGUCGCUUCGAUAAGAUAAAACCUGCAAGAGACAGUAUAGUAGAGGCUUUGCAGCAAUGGCAACGUCUUGCAGGAGGUUCUGAAGAUCAAAAAGCACCGGGUCAUGAUGGUGAAGCUUCGGAACCAGCUAAGUCAGGCGAACGAAAACCCGAGGCCCCACCAAAGAACGUUGAACCCGAGGGUAGCAACAUACCUGAGAAGGCGGUUGGAAUCUUGAAAAAGAAAGCACCUGCUUUAUGCGAUAAAGAAUUGAACCCCGAGUUUUUCCAAAGACUUGAAAAACGGGUUUCUGGUGAAGUUGAAGUGGUUGUUCCUCGAAGAUUUGUGAAGUCAUCAAAUGAGCAGAAUGGGGAAGAGUCGGGUUUGAACGAGACAGAUGUCGGGUCACAGUCGAAAGAGGGUUAUCAGAAAAUGGACCGAGGAAUCGGUGGGCCUUCUAGAAGGCGGGAGUUUGAAGAUACGAAUGAUUCGAAUCAAAGAGAGGGGUUUAGGAGUAAUAAAGGGAAUUGGUUGGCUAUUCAGAGGCAAUUGCUACAAUUGGAGAGACAACAGGCUCAUCUUAUGAACAUGUUGCAGGAUUUCAUGGGUGGAUCUCAUGAUGGCAUGAUGACUCUCGAGAACCGAGUGCGGGGUCUCGAACGUGUUGUCGAAGACAUGGCCCGUGAUCUCUCAUUAUCAGCUAAUAAUAAUCGAAGAGGUGGCAACUACAAGAUGGGAUUUGAGGAAACCGGUAGACCAUUAGGGAAAUACAACGGUUUCUCCGACUACCCUAAUACAAAGUUGGGUAGAAACGAUGACCCGAUGUCUUACAUGGGCUCAACUAUGAGGGGUAGAGGAUCUUCGUGGAGGUCCGACGGGCCCGAAAAUUGGGACUACCAUUCAUACGGCAGAAACCCACAAAUGGGCUUAAGGAGAGGGAUGGAUGGUAGGUCACCUAAAUCAGAACCCGAAACCGAGCCCGUUAACAGGAGAGGUUGGGGGGAUAAAGGGGUUGGGCCUGUGCCCGGGCCCGCUAGGUUCGGUGAGGGACCAUCGGCCAGAAGUGUUUGGCAAGCUUCAAAAGAUGAAGCCACAUUGGAAGCAAUCAGGGUGGCGGCUGGUGAAGACAACGGGCCUGCCCGAACUGCCCGAGUGGCGGUUCCUGAAAUGACUGCUGAAGCAAUGGGAGAUGAGAAUGUGCAGGAUCGGGACCCGGUUUGGACUGCUUGGAGUAAUGCGAUGGAUGCGGUUCAUGUUGGUGAUGCUGAUACAGCUUUUGCUGAAGUUUUGUCUACUGGAGAUGAUUUAUUGCUUGUGAAGUUGAUGGACCGGACGGGCCCGGUGAUUGAUCAGCUAUCUAGUGAAGUCGGGACUGAAGUUUUGCAUGCUGUUGCACAAUUUCUUCCGGACCAAAAUGUGUUUGAUAUUUGCUUGUCUUGGCUUCAACAGUUACUGGAUAUGAUUGUAGAGAAUGGAAGCGAUAAUGUGGAAAUCCCGAUGGAUUUGAAAAGGGAGAUUUUGGUGAAUCUGAACGAGGCUGCUUCGACUAUUGAGCCACCUGAUGACUGGGAAGGUAUGGUGCCAGAUCAGCUAUUGUUACAGUUGGCAUCGGCUUGGGAUAUCGAUUUGCAGCAGCUAGAGAAAUGAUUGCGUAUUUAUAUAAUUUUUACGCUCUGAUUUCUAUUAUUAUUAUUCUGGUUUAUAAUGUUUGAUUGAAGAUAGGUAUUGGAUCUGGUUUUAUCAGCAUGAAACUAUGAUCCUCAUGUUUCUUUAUUUUUAACUCAAAAGGGUAAUGUGAAAAGGUUUUGUAUGUGAUAUUUGCUUUAAUGAUGUGUUCAUGUUUUCAAUUCCUUUCA